Saccostrea cuccullata (small rock oyster) is the source of this 2458-nucleotide messenger RNA. RefSeq names its product heat shock 70 kDa protein 12A-like. Gene Ontology annotation, molecular function: ATP-dependent protein folding chaperone; ATP binding. Lineage: Eukaryota; Metazoa; Mollusca; Bivalvia; Ostreida; Ostreidae. The record is from RefSeq and is a predicted model, not a curated record. The transcript has 4 exons. Bases 83 to 1942 code for a protein of 619 amino acids.
ACUGAUCUAAAUAUAGUACACACCAAUACACAUAGUUUACAAACCGAAAGUGCAUGUAAAUAAUGAUAUAGGACAUGAAAUAAUGGCUGAUAAGUCUGCCCUUCAGGCUUCAGUCAGAAAUAAACCUUCGAAAUCCUUGAAACUUCUUGUGGCGGCGAUAGACUUUGGAACAGCCUAUUCUGGAUAUGCCUACUCUUUCAAGUCAGAAUGGCCUCAGGUCAUUACGAAUAAAUGGCCAGGUGGGGAACAGAUCUCAUACAAGGCCCCCAGUGCACUACUACUUAACCCGGACGAAUCAUUUAAUUCAUUUGGAUUUGAAGCUGAGCAGAAUUACGCCUCUUUAACCUCGGUAGAAGAUGAGGAAUGUCAAGAAUAUUUCUUUUUUCAGCGAUUUAAGAUGAUAUUAAAGACCACCUUACAGAAGAGAGUUCACAGGAAAACACAAUGUGUAGCUGAGAAUGGUAAAUCUGUAGAUGCUAUAAAGGUCUUCACUAAUUGCAUCAAGUACAUGAAAGACCAUCUACUGAAAGCACUACAAGAUAAAAUCACAGGAGAAAUUUUCAUGGAGGACAUAGACUUUGUUCUGACAGUACCUGCCAUCUGGGACGACACUGCCAAAAUGUUCAUGCGAGAAGCGGCAGAGAAUGCUGGUAUUAAAAGGGACCAGUUGCAUGUAGCCCUGGAGCCUGAAGCAGCGUCAAUUUACUGUCAACUGAUGCAUUUAGAAUCGACAGAAAACAGCAGAUUUUUCUUGGCUGGAAAGGAACGUAAAGCUAAAUAUAUGGUCCUUGAUCUUGGCGGUGGAACUGCUGAUAUCACAGUUCAUCAGCUGAAGCCAGACGGAACUUUGGCAGAGUUGGUGCCAGCUAGUGGGGGUGAUUGGGGAGGAACAUGCAUUGACAAAGCAUUUAAAAAAUUUUUGAAAAAUUUAUUUGGUGAAGAUGUUCUGGAGACUUUCAAAACUAAUCCCGAGUAUGUUGAAGACUACUUUGACUUUUGGCAAAGUUUUGAAAUUAAGAAAAGAACUUUCGAAGUAAACAAGAAGCCACAGGAAAAUGAGAAAAAUACAGAAAAAGACCCUACUUUUCAUAUUCGUCUUCCGGUUGCACUUGCAGAAAUAAUUGGGAAAAAGACAAAUCAAGAUACAAAGAAGAUAAAAUCAGAUAUAAUUUUUCAGGGAUUGAUUGAAAAAUCGCAAUUCAAAAAUGAUUUAAAAUGUGUACUUGGCAAAUUGCACAUGAAACAUUCCUUUUUCAAAAAGAUGUUUGAUCCUACUGUGCUCUGUCUUAUUGACCAUCUAUCAAAUCUGAUUCCAACUAUUAAGGAUUUGAAAGUAAUUUUGAUGGUCGGGGGUUUUUCAGAAUGUAACAUUGUCCACGAGGCUGUGAAAGAGAAAUUUGAAGACAUUUGUAGAGUAGUUAUACCAAAUCAAGCAGGCCUUGCUGUACUCAAAGGGGCUGUUUAUUUUGGUCAUCAACCAGAUCUUAUCUCGGAGAGAGUGGCGAGAUAUACUUACGGAAUUCAAACCUGGCCAAAAUUUGAUGAAACAGUUCACAUGAAAUCAAAGCUUGUUAAGAUGGGAGAGGAAAAAAGAUGCAGAGAUGUGUUUUUCCGAUUCGUUGCGAAAGGAGAAAAGAUAAAGCCUGGAGACAAGAAAUCUUACAUAUUCAAUGCACUAAAACCGGGAGAAAAAGCAUUAGAAUGUGGCGUGUACAUUUCAAAUGAGGAAGAUCCUAAAUAUGUUGACGAGAAGGGUUGUGUGAAACUGGGCAUUCUGGAAGUUCCGCUUCAAAGUGUUAGAGAUAGAAAAUUAGAAAUAGAAGAGUCUUUGAUAUUUGGCCACACAGAGUUACAGGUUACAGCUUGCAAUUGUCACACAAAGAAAGAGUAUAAAGUUACCUUCGAUUUGCUCUCUCCGAACAUAGCACUUCCCGAACAAUAAAAGCAACUGUAUGAUGUACCUGUAAAUUCUAGACACGCUUUCUUAUAUUACUCUGAAUAUUGACUCAACAAAAUAUGAAUAGAUGAAAUGGACAAUGCAAAAAGAGUAGCAGAUAGCUGCAAAAAUUUUCACAGUAGAAAUACAGAACACCUUCUUUAUGAAUGCCUGUUUUCUAAACAUACGUUUGUUGGCCUUUAUCCCCUUUAUUGUGGGCCAAUUCCAACAAGCAUUCUGAGAGUAUUGCAUAGGCAAUAGAUGUCCCCUACCUGAUUUUCCCUUUCUCUUUAUGAUGUCAUUUUAUAACAACCUGUUCAUGAAAAAGUGCCUACAAAAUGUGAACAUUUCGGUAAUUGCUUGUUUAUUAAUGAAAUGUCUUGGAAAUUAAUAAGUCGAUCUGUCUUAGGAAGAGAAACGUCUAUUCAUUAUAUACAUGCAUGGUACUUUGGUCAAAAUAACUUAUUUUACAUGAUCAAAAUAAAUGAUUUUAUUAUAUGAUUGAAUAAUUUCCAUCUCUCU